Molecule: messenger RNA, 6384 nt
Organism: Pangasianodon hypophthalmus (striped catfish)
Lineage: Eukaryota; Metazoa; Chordata; Actinopteri; Siluriformes; Pangasiidae
Gene: dlec1
Product: DLEC1 cilia and flagella associated protein
Exons: 38
Coding region: 266-5359 (1697 amino acids)
Biological process (GO): negative regulation of cell population proliferation
Source: RefSeq, a predicted model, not a curated record
CCUGACAGGAUUAAGCGAGCUGUUCCCUUUCAUAUCAAAACUUAAUUUCCCCUCCUGUUUAUUUAGGUUUAUUUACUUACAUACUUAUCUAUAUGAACUUUUCUUUUCUUUUUUUUCUACUUUUUUUUUCUUUUAUGUUAAUGGUUUGUAUGUAAAUGUUACAUACAUAGUUAUGCUAUUAUUAUAGCCACAGAGCUAACAAAAACUAACGGUUGCUUAAAUAAAAAUAAAAUAAAAAUAGCUUGUUGGAGGAAUCUGAACAAAAAUGUCGGAGGAAUCUGAUCAAAAAUGUGAAGAUGGCAUCGAGCCCUCCAUGAACCGACACAAACCAGCAUCAGAGAAAACUCAGGACAUUUCUCAUCUACUGGCAAGUAUAUUCAAAGACCUGUACACGACGGAGGUCAUUGGAAAAGACACUGUUGCCAAUCUUAGCAAAUCGUACAGGAGAGGAAACGACCACCACGCCAAAUACGUGGAGGCACUUCAACAGGUUCAUUUGGAGUACAACCGGCGGAUUCAAGAUGCUGACAUGUUGGAGAAGCACAUCAUUCAGGCCCGGCUGAAGGCCAGGGAUACAGAGGAGCAUGUCCAGUCUCAGCUCAUGGAGGAGGUGGGAGAAUCCUACCAUCAGCUUGGCUUACCUCCAGUCAGGUCAACCUUUAUGUGGUGUGUGGACAACCGACUCCUCAAGAGUCACAACCUGAUUUGCCCUCAGGACUACAUAAUAGAGCAAGUGCCAUUUGUUAAAGCUCCACAGGGGAAAUCCGUGCUUGGCUUUGCUCAGCCAACGGUCUCUUUCAACAUGCACGCGUCCACACAGCCCCGGGACGACGGCUACACACUAAUCCCCGAGCCUGUUACAGCCCAGAGUCUGCUGGAGGAGUCAGAGGGGACGCUCACUCUGUCCUCCUCACAGGACACCUUCUCUAUUAGAAGCGAUUCCUCUCAGAAGGUUCGUCAGGCACCUAAACCAUUAUGCAAGGAGAAGCCGAGUCCAGAUGACAGUGCCGCCUUGCAGAAGUUUAAGAAGUGCCAAAACUUUCUGCGCAACCCUCAUUUUCAGCCCCUGAGUCAUCAACGAGGUGGAAAAUCUCUCAUCAUGCGAGAGAAGAGGGUGGAGAAAGGAGAAAAGGGCAAGAACGAGAGCCCUGAAGAUCCUAUGCCAAUAUUCAUCGCCAACCCACCUGUAGUCCUGUUCACUGACUACCAGAUUGGAGACGUCUAUGAGACCACAGUGGAACUGAAGAACACGACCGCCGCCAGCCGUCAUGUGCGUGUCAUCCCACCCACCACUCCACACUUCUCUACUGGUCUAGGCAGGUUUCCUGGGGAUGGAGGCAUCAUAGCUCCUGGGAUGAGUUGCCAGUACACAGUGCGCUUUGCCCCCGACUCUCUGGCUGAUUAUGAGGACUUCCUGGUGGUUGAGACACAGUCACCAUAUCCUCUGAUUAUACCAGUGGAGGCCCACAGACCCCCACCAGUACUCACAUUGCCUGCUGUUCUGGAUCUAGGCUACUGCCUGGUUGGAGGGGUGAAGCCCAUGGAGGUGGUGUGCCGUAAUGAUGGUUAUAGCGCUGGAACAUUCUGCAUCAUGCCCAAAAGACAGUGGCCUGCUUCCAGCCUCAGGUCUGCAGUGAAAGCUUGCUUUGCCGAAGAGCCUCCGUUUGCAAUCAGCCCCUCUCUGUUCUACUUGCUCCCAGGCCAGGUUGAGGUCAUGCAGGUUGUUUUCUUCCCCACGACUGCUGAAAGCUUCGCUCAGAGCUUCACCAUCGUCUGUGACAACUGUCAUGUGAAGGAUUUCUCUAUACAAGGCACGGGUCAGCUGGUCAUGCUGGAGCUGGUGGCACUAGAGGGCGGUGAAGAUCUGCCUGCACUUGGGGAACUGCGUGACCUGACUGCUGAUCAUUUUAUAAGAUUUGAACCGACCAAUGUGCACUCUGUGCUCCAGAAAAAAGUGAUAAUCAAGAACAAUACGCAUUUGGAGCUGCCGUUCCACUGGCGGAUCAUGAAGCCCAACCUGCAGUGUCUGCUGCCUGGAGAGACUCCAGAUCCGUCAUGCAUCCAGCAUCACGCUGCCACUGACAACGCCUUCAGCAUCAGUCCAGCUACUGGCCUGUUGGAUCCUGCACAAGAGUGUGUGUUCCUCCUUACAUACUGUCCAGAAGAGUUGAAGGAUUAUCACAGUGUCUGUCACUUGGUCAUAAUGAACGUCCCGAAUCUGCAGAAUAUUCAUGACAAUAGUCAUGCUUCUCAGCAGUCAGACCCGGUUGGUGACGUGAUCGCGAUGGAGCUUGAAGUAAAAGGCUCCACUGAGCCGUACAGGAUCCUGCUAGAGCCGUACGCCCUCUUCAUACCAGGAGAGAGCUACAUACACACCACCAUCCGCAAGGGAUUUAAGAUGUGGAAUCAUAGCAAAUCAGCAAUUUGUUUUCAAUGGGAGUGUAUCAGUGACCGCCACAGUAUUGAGGUCGAGCCCUCAUUCGGGGAAAUAGAAACGAAUGCGUGUUUUGAUAUGGAUCUGAUUUUGACUGGAGGCCGACCGGGUUGCCUAACCACCACACUUCAGUGUCACGUUCAACACCACUCAAACCCUGUAGUCUUGCCCAUAGAGGUCACGUUUAAGGGGCCGGACUUGUCUGUAAACGUGCCCGGUGUGGAUCUGGGGCUCCUGCAGCUGGGUCAGGAAGUAUGUGCUACUCUCCAGAUUAGCAACAGCAGCCCUUUAGAAGCCCAGUGGAGCCUGGAAGAGCUGCCCAGUGACCCUGCACUCAACCAGGGACAGGUGAGCAUAGAGCCCAGUCAGGGUGUUCUGCCUCCUUCAUCUUCCUGCAGUGUGAACGUGCUUUUCAGAGCCGUGUGCUGUCAGAGCUUUGAGUCUGUCCUGCAGCUUGCUGUGCUGAAUGGCACCGGAUGUUACCUGCCUGUUCGAGCAGAGGUCCAGCGUCCUCAGGUGUGUUUGUUGAGCUCUCAGAUGGCGCUGCCUGAUCUGUAUGUAGGAGUUGCACAGAGCCGCAAAGCAGCACUGUUUAACCAAACUCUACUGCAAGCACACUUCAUGUGGAGUAAGCUCCAGGGCCCUCAGGCUCAUCUCUGCUCUGCCAGCUUUACUCCAUCCUCUGGCACUCUGGGGCCCAACGCACACAUGGAGAUCAGUGUGUCCUUCACCGCACACACUGAUGAGGAGUUGACUGAAGUAGCAGCUGUGUGCGAGGUGGAAGGAAUGGAGAAACCUCUUGUGCUCAACUUCUGCUCCAAAGCCAAGGGUGUGAGCGUGUCCUACUCUCUGCCUCAUACAGACCGUGCUGCAUCAGAUGUUACUGAUGAGCAGCCAGUCGUGUUGGAUUUCACUGAAGACGAGCCAGUGUUUAUUGGCAAAUCAGCAAACAGACAGCUGCUGAUAACCAAUCACACUGCAAUUUCAGCCUCCUUCAUCAUAGAGGCAGAGGUGUUCAGUGGACACCGGUCCACGGAAUCAGUCAAAAACUCUAAACAGGGAGGUCAUUCUGUAAAAACGCCUUUCCGGGUUAUGCAAUCAAAGAAAAUAGAGGAGAAAGAAUACGAAGAAUUUGUGCGUGGACUUCUAGCUCAUGGAAAAGGUGUGGCGUUCUUGGUCGAGCCGGAGAAAGGGAUGCUGGGGCCUUUUGAAACAGUCACCAUUAACGUCACUGCUCACAGCAACAUGUGGGGCGAUUAUGAAGACCACCUUAUCUGUAAAGUUGGUUAUCUGGAGCCGACGCUUAUUCCAAUGAGAAUAUCUGUCAAAGGUUGCCCUAUAUACUUCCAGAUGAUUGGACCACAGCCCGAGAAUCAGAACCAAGGGCCAGUUAUACGAUUUGGAACUCAUAUUUCUGGAGGAGACACAGUGUCACGGUCUCUCCGUUUGAAUAACACCAGCGCAUACGAUAUCCGUUUGGACUGGGUGACCUACAACAAGGAGACCGAAGACAGGAAGUUAAUAGACUUGCUUGUGGCAUACGGUGAACCUUUUCCUCUUAAGGACGUUGACGGUAAUGAGGUUGUCGGAGGUCCAAACUCCCACGUGGCUUUUUUGCCAAGGUUGGAUCAAAGCCAAACUCCCAGCACAGAAGGAAGCAGCCCCUCUCUCAGAACCAAAUCGGAGACUUCAGAUUUUGAUGAAGAACAGUUUGAGGAAGAGGAGCGAGGAGCGCGAGUGUCUCUGGCUUCAGUGAGAAAACUGUUUUCUGUAUUUAUCCAGCCCCAUGAGGGAUAUGCUUCAGAUUACCCAUACUGCAUCACUCCACAGCAGAUAGUGGUCCCUGCAGGGGGUAGUAGCACCAUCCAUGUGUCUUUUACCCCUCUCACACUGUCUGAUCCAGCAGGCAGCCACACGUGUGUGGGUUACGCUCUUGGCUUCAUGUCACUGCAUUCGAAGGUGCCGCCGAGCAUUGUGGGUAAAGUGGCCAGAGCUCAGGGUUAUGAGCUGGAACCUCUGAGACUGGACAUGUUGGCGUGUGUUAAACCAGCCAUCCUGACAGUCCAGAUGGAGGAGGAUGAAGACACUCUGGAGUUCAGCGCUGCUGCCAGUGAUUUACUUGAUGGACACACACUCAGACAGGAGUGUGUGACAGUGCGCACGCUGCAGCUCAUCAACAGCACUGACGUUCUUCUGAGUUUCACACUCAACACACAGUGGCCAUUUUCUGUCCUGCAGCACACACACCGGGCCAGCUCCAACUCUCCAUCACACACACACAGCCUUGUGGGACACACUGAGAGACAGCACACACUGCUGCUGCCACCCAAACACAACAUGCAGGUGAAGGUGGCCUUUCACCUUUCAGCGUCCCUCCUGUCCUAUCAGAGUCAGCCGUGUACAGAAGCCCCGCCCACUGUGACACUGCUGUGUGGUGAGAGAGGAGAAAGGAGACUGAGAUUUCAGCACAGUCUCACUAUUCAGUACAGCAACAACUCUGUACAGAGCGUAGGUCUGUGUGCUCACUUGGCUCUACCCACGCUGCACCUCUCCUCUGAUAGCGUCGACUUUGGCACUUGUUAUGUGGGUCAGACCAGAGUUAAAGAAGUGUACCUCUCCAAUCGUGGUGGCUCCAGCAGUUUCUGGACCGCAAUGCUAGGUACAAAUAUCACUCCAGGUGUAGAUGCUGAAGAAGAGAGUAAAGUGUUCAGAGUCUCUCCAGAGCAUGGUCUUUUAAAACCUGUGGAGCAUCCCAUCUCCUCCUCUAGACAAGCGCUAGAGAUCAGCUUCACACCGAGUGACCAGGAGUCAUUCCAGACCACAAUCACCGUGCAAGGAAUUCUGGGAGAGCCCUGUCUUACUCUGCACAUUCAGGGAAGAGGAUCUCUCGAUGAGAGAUACGUAUCCCAAACACCUGACACCUGAGAAAAAAUAAACACUCUGACAGUUUUAUAUUUAUUGUUAUUUAUUAGAAAAAUAUGCUACUUUCACUUUUAUAUGAAGAACAAAUGUUAGUUAAUCAAAUAGGAUUUGUGUUUAAUUCUCUAUAAUCCUUACAAAUGACAAAGAAGCUUCUAAAAAGAUUGUUAACAUCUUAUCAAUGUUUCAAUCUUGUUUGAGAAAUUUCUCUAUGUGGAAUAAUCGCUUUUACAUCUCUUUAAACAUCUGUGCUUGGAAGAGUCACUGAUCUGAGGUCAGUAGAGAGGGCACCAUUAUCAGGACGCAAGUGUUUGUUUACAAAAUAAAAACUGCAACUGUACUGUAUGUGCAAAAGUACACACAAAAGAAAUAUAAAAAAAUUAAAUAUGUAAGGUUUCAAUAUCACCAUUCAGACUUAUAUUGAAAUGAGAAAUUAGAUGCACAUCUAUAAAUGACCAAAAAGAUAUAUGUAUCUUACAUACAAAUGAUAAGAUGGAUGGAUGGAUGGAUGGAUGGACGGACUUUAUUGAUCCCUGAGGGGCAAUUUGGGAUAGUUAGUUAACAAGUAAUAGAAGUCAAUCUCACCUUAAAUCUUGGACAUGCCCAAAUCUUUUUUUUUUUUUGCUUCAAAUACAACCCAGUCUAACAGAAAAAAAACAUUCACAUGCAACUUAUAUUCAGCGCCUUCUAUAUGUUGAAUAUCAACAUUCUGGCACAAGGAUACAUUGCAUGGGCUCAAACUUCUACUCUUUCUGCAAACACAAUCAGGUUUGUAAGUCACGUGGUAAUGCGGUACAGUAAUGCGGAUUUUUCCAAAAUGACUGAGGAUAGUUUUUAGGCUGUAAAUUCUUUAGGCUACAGCACACUAAGGAAAAUUGCUUCUGGGUGUCCAAGAUGGCUGCCCUGUGCUAGACUUCUAUUAGUUGUUAGCUACUUGUUAGUUGUUGUUUUUCUCCUACUCCUAACUACUCUUUUAAGCAUUACAAUUUUUACUUACUGAUCACAGUUUAUUUAGAGACCAUUUAGAGUCU